UGCUAUAUCUUUGCCCGUGAAUGGCAAUUUCGGGUGACCGUAUUCUCCGUAGUGACUCGGCUGGUUUAUUUACAUUCAAUUUUUGUUUGGUUUUUGAACUUGAAAUUGAAAUAAUGCCGCACGGACACUCGCACGAUCACGGCGGCUGCAGCCAUGAGGCCUCGGACGUGGACCACGCCCUGGAAAUGGGCAUUGAGUACAGCCUGUACACGAAAAUCGAUCUGGACAACGUGGAGUGCCUGAACGAGGAGACGGAGGGCCAGGGCAAAAGUGUCUUCAAGCCCUACGAGAAGCGCCAGGAUCUCUCCAAGUACGUGGAGAGCGAUGGCGACGAGGAGCUCCUCUUCAACAUUCCCUUCACCGGCAACAUCAAGCUCAAGGGAAUCAUCAUAAGUGGGGCCAACGAUGACUCCCACCCAAACAUGGUCAAAAUCUUUAAGAACCGACCCAGGAUGACCUUCGACGAUGCCAAAGCCAAACCCGACCAGGAGUUCCACCUGACUCGCGAUGCCCGUGGAGAAAUCGAGUACUCGCCCAAAGUGGUCACCUUCUCCUCCGUGCACCAUCUCUCCCUGUACUUUCCCAGUAACUUUGGCGAAGACAGUACACGCAUUUACUAUAUAGGUCUUCGAGGAGAGUUCACGGAAGCUCAUUAUCAUGGCGUAACCAUAUGUAACUACGAAGCGCGUGCCAAUGCAGCGGAUCACAAGGAAAAGGCAUUCGAUGGAGUGGGCAGAGCCAUCCAGUAAGCCAGUAAGGAUAUAGAGAUAACAAGUGCGCAAUUUAAUUGAGUAUCUCUGUAAAGUAUAUUUUGUGAUCAUUUAAGGCAAGAAAUGUAUUUGUAUUAGCUUAA
Drosophila erecta is the source of this 853-nucleotide messenger RNA. Its product is annotated as PITH domain-containing protein CG6153. The transcript has 3 exons. Bases 21 to 749 code for a protein of 242 amino acids. The record is from RefSeq and is a predicted model, not a curated record. Lineage: Eukaryota; Metazoa; Arthropoda; Insecta; Diptera; Drosophilidae. Gene Ontology annotation, cellular component: nucleus.